Messenger RNA from Rhopalosiphum padi (bird cherry-oat aphid), 1180 nucleotides. RefSeq lists its product as uncharacterized. Bases 60 to 1148 code for a protein of 362 amino acids. The transcript has 8 exons. NCBI's taxonomy places the organism in Eukaryota, Metazoa, Arthropoda, Insecta, Hemiptera, Aphididae. The record is from RefSeq and is a predicted model, not a curated record.
UCUUCAUCGACCCGUAUGGAUGAAAUUUUAAUUCUGCACAUUACACAAUACAAAUAAAAAUGUAUUUUUGUCAACCUUUACUUUUAAUUUGUACCAUUCUUAUCUUAGCAGUACAUACGCAAUGUAAGAAAGAUUUAAAAGGGCCUGGAAGAUCGUCAUGUUGUUUUAGUGAUUUUCGCCAAGGUUAUUGUAAUUUCUCGGAAGUUCGAGUUAUAGACAUACCUCAAGAGUGCACGUCUUUAGUUUUCAAUGGGGCUUUUGUGGGUUCAACCUUUCAAGUUGAUAACGCCGAUUUACAAAUCAAUUACACGGUUUUAGACGAAUUAUUGAAAAGUGAAAUAGAUGUAUUUAUAUACUACGGCCCUAGCGUUGAAUCGAAUUGGACCUUAAUGUUUCCUAAUGAAUGUUCUGAUGGAGGAAAGAAUUUAUCAAAAGCAAUGGAAGGAUUAAACACUUUUUUGACCGAUCAUAAGGGGUUAGCUGGUGUUAUACUUACUGCUAUACAGUCUGAGCCUGAGGAAUCAGCAUUUCCGACAUAUUCUGAAAAUUUUAAAAAAUAUGUUGAUGUGUUGAGAAAAAAGUUUCCAGAAUUGAUCAUUGGAUUGGAUAUAUUCGGAGGUGUUCUAAUGAAUCAGUAUAUGGAUCCAAAAUUCACUUGGUUGAAUAUCAGCGUUAUAGACUACGCUAUUGAUUUUUACGCUGUUACUACAGAGUACUUUAAUUUAUGCACUGCUGACUUCAGAAAUACUGGAGUUGCUCCACUGAAUGGAUCAAAUACCAAUCAUACAUUGGAUAAAUUAAAAGAUGUCUUACAGCAGGCAUGUAUACCAACAGAAAAAACAUACUUUACAUUUAUACUUAACCCGGAUACACCUGAUGAUACACUUACUAUGUGUGAUGUGAAUAAUGAAAAGGUGUGUACUCAGCCACAAGUAGCAUGUGAUUGGUGUGUAGAGACCUUAUUAUCAUACAAUGAAAAAGGUCAAUUUGCGCAUACAAACGGAGCAGGAUUUAUAGCUCGUUACAUUGAUUUUGAUGACCCUAAUAAUUGCUGUAACUGUGAAAAACCAUUUCCUACCUUUAACGCUAUUCUAGAUGGUUUUAAUGGUGUUCCAACAAAACCUUGUGAUUUAUUUGAUUUACCUUAAAAAAAAAAUCAUCAAACUUUGAAAACAAUCAU